AAGAAUGGCACCUGGCAAGUCAUCUCCUGUGGAAAAGUCUUGGAACAUCUUUGAAGAAUACCACAUAGAUGAAGAUGUGGGCUUUGCUCUGCCCAAUCCAUUGGAGGAGCUACCUCACCCUUAUGAUGCCUGGAUUUCCAUUGCUAAAAAUCUGCCUGAACUGAUUAAGAAUGGCCAACUACGUGCCGAAGUUGAGAAGUUAGCAACCUUCAGCAUUGAUGGCCUCCAAGAAUACAAGUCACAGCGCCUUGCACAUCUGGUUCUGGGGUAUAUCACCAUGGCGUACGUGUGGGGUGAAGGUGAUGGAGACGUCCGGAAGGUCUUGCCAAGCAACAUUGCUGUUCCUUACUGCAAGGUAUCUGAGAAGCUAGGACUGCCCCCUAUUCUGGUUUAUGCAGAUUGUGUCUUGGCAAACUGGAAGAAAAAGGAUCCCAGUGGGCCCAUGACUUAUGAGAACAUGGACAUCCUAUUCUCAUUUCCUGGCGGGGACUGUGGUAAAGGGUUCUUCCUGGUCUCUCUGGUGGUGGAAACAGCAGCUGCUUCUGCAAUCAAAGUGAUCCCCAUUAUAUUUAAUGCAAUACAACGUGAAGACCCAGACGCUUUGCAAAAGGCAUUGCUUGAUAUAACUUCUUGUCUGCACAAAGCCCUUGAAAUGUUUCACCAAAUUCAUGAAUAUGUGGACCCAAACCUAUUUUUCAAUGUUCUUCGCAUAUACUUGUCUGGUUGGAAAGGCAGCCCUUUGCUGUCAGAGGGUCUGCUGUAUGAAGGUGUCUGGGACACCCCAAAGAAGUUUGCCGGAGGCAGUGCAGCCCAAAGCAGCAUCUUUCAGUGCUUCGAUAUUCUGCUGGGCAUUCAGCACACUGUGGGUGGAGUUCCUUCAGACUCUGCUGCUAAAUUCCUCCAGGAAAUGAGAACAUAUAUGCCAUCAGCUCACCAGAAGUUUCUUCACUUGUUAGAGUCAUGCCCCUCGGUCCGUAAGUUUGUCCUUUCAAAAGGUGAUGCUACCCUGCAGCAAAUUUAUAAUGAAUGUGUGCAAGCUAUGGUCUCUCUGAGAAACUACCAUUUGCAAAUAGUAACAAAGUACAUUGUGAUUCCUGCAAGCCAUGCAUCCAACAGAAAACAAACCCCGGAAGAGCCUUCAGAAUCAAAAAGUAAGGGAACUGGAGGCACCGAUUUCAUGGAUUUUCUAAAGACUGUAAGAAGUACAACUGUGAAUUCCCUGUUGAAGGAAGAUUAAUGUAAUCCAAGAAAGU
Messenger RNA from Lipotes vexillifer (Yangtze River dolphin), 1253 nucleotides. It is a transcript of the gene IDO1, whose product is annotated as indoleamine 2,3-dioxygenase 1. Gene Ontology annotation, molecular function: indoleamine 2,3-dioxygenase activity; heme binding; metal ion binding. Bases 5 to 1237 code for a protein of 410 amino acids. The record is from RefSeq and is a predicted model, not a curated record. The transcript is spliced from 10 exons. Gene Ontology annotation, biological process: 'de novo' NAD+ biosynthetic process from L-tryptophan. Lineage: Eukaryota; Metazoa; Chordata; Mammalia; Artiodactyla; Lipotidae. Gene Ontology annotation, cellular component: cytoplasm.